AUGUCAAGAGGAGAUAAUAACCAAAGAGAGGAAGCAAAUAUCAACUGGUACAGCUCUGUAUGGAAUGUGCCUACAGCGCCAAAAGUGAGAAUGCUAGUAUGGAAGGCACUAAAAGGAGCGUUGCCAACAGGGACAAGACUCCAAGAGAGACACAUGAACGUUGAGACAAGCUGUAAGAGAUGUGGAAUCCAGGAAUCUAUACCUCAUCUGUUCUUCCAAUGUACUGUUGCGCAGGAGGUCUGGGCUCAGGCACCAUUUACGCAGAACAUUGAUUUCAGCGGAAAGAUAGAUUUCAAGGAACAUUGGGACGUGGUUAGAGAACUAACCUGUCUCCCACCGAGUGGAAUUUCAACAACAGCGCUUGCGCCUUGGAUCCUCUGGUCAUUAUGGGUCAGCCGAAACAAACUAAUCUUUGAUGCCCACUCUUUCCCAGCAACAGAGAUCCUCACUAAUGCAAUAGCGGCAGCGAGAGAAUGGCAGAAUGGUCAAGUUAAAGCCCCACAAAAGCAGAGGACAACCGACUUGUCACCGGUGAACGUAGAAAACACUAUUUUAAUGAGAUCUGAUGCUUCUUGGAAGGGAGAUCGCAAUGUUGCAGGCCUGGGAUGGGUCAUCUAUGGAGAGAAUGGACCGAUCAAAUUCUCAGCAGUAGAAGAGCAUGUCUCCACGCCCCUGAUGGCGGAGAGUAUUGCGAUGCGAGCAGCACUUGUGAAGUGUAAAGGGAUGGGAGUCCAUCGGAUUGAAGCAGACUCUAAGCAACUGAUUGCUUGUAUCAGGAACGAAGAACCAGUGCCAGAGAUCUAUGGAAUUGUAUCAGAUAUUGUAGCUUUAGCUUCUGAGUUUGAGACCAUCUCGUUUGGAUGGAUCUCUCGGUUGUUAUUGCUGAUGGCCUUGCCAAGCAAUGUGUUGUAG
Brassica rapa (field mustard) is the source of this 912-nucleotide messenger RNA. RefSeq lists its product as uncharacterized. NCBI's taxonomy places the organism in Eukaryota, Viridiplantae, Streptophyta, Magnoliopsida, Brassicales, Brassicaceae. Gene Ontology annotation, molecular function: nucleic acid binding; RNA-DNA hybrid ribonuclease activity. The record is from RefSeq and is a predicted model, not a curated record.